Messenger RNA from Psammomys obesus (fat sand rat), 2344 nucleotides. RefSeq names its product pipecolic acid and sarcosine oxidase (gene Pipox). Gene Ontology annotation, molecular function: flavin adenine dinucleotide binding; sarcosine oxidase activity; L-pipecolate oxidase activity. The record is from RefSeq and is a predicted model, not a curated record. Gene Ontology annotation, cellular component: peroxisome. The transcript has 8 exons. NCBI's taxonomy places the organism in Eukaryota, Metazoa, Chordata, Mammalia, Rodentia, Muridae. The coding region runs from base 99 to 1271 and encodes 390 amino acids.
GGGAUUGUGGGAGCUCUGUCCAAGCCGGACUUUGUCUUCCUCCUCCUCCUCUAGCCUGGAGGUGACUUUGCUUUCUCCUUCGCGGGCUUUGUGGCAUCAUGGCCGCUCAGGAAGGUCUCUGGGAUGCUAUUGUGAUUGGAGCAGGCAUCCAGGGCUGCUUCACUGCAUACCACCUGGCCAAACACUCGAAGAGGGUCCUCGUGCUGGAGCAGUUCUUUCUUCCUCAUUCCCGGGGAAGCUCGAACGGACAGAGCCGCAUAAUCAGAAGGGCUUAUCCGGAGGACUUCUACACAAGGAUGAUGGAUGAAUGCUAUCAGAUGUGGGCCCAGCUGGAGCGCGAGGCUGGAACCCAGUUGCACAGGCAGACUGAGCUCUUGUUGCUGGGGAUGAAGGAGAAUCCAGGAUUAAAGACAAUCCAGGCCACACUGUCGAGGCAUGGGACUGACCACGAAUAUCUCUCACCAGUGGAUUUAAAGCAACGUUUUCCAAACAUUCGGUUCACCAGGGGAGAAGUGGGGCUCUUAGACAAGACUGGAGGUGUCCUCUAUGCAGACAAGGCCCUCCGAGCCCUCCAGCAUCGAAUUUGUCAGCUAGGAGGCGUGGUGUGCGAUGGAGAGAAGGUAGUGGAGAUAAGACCUGGCCUGCCCGUCACGGUGAAGACCACCGCAAAGAGCUACCAAGCCAGCAGCUUGGUCAUCACUGCGGGUCCCUGGACCAACCGGAUCCUCCGUCCCCUGGGAAUUGAGUUGCCUCUCCAGACCCUUAGGAUUAAUGUGUGUUACUGGCGAGAGAAAGUCCCUGGGAGCUAUAGCGUGUCGCAGGCUUUUCCAUGCAUCCUGGCUCUGGAUCUGGCCCCCCACCACAUCUACGGACUGCCAGCAUCAGAGUACCCGGGGCUGAUGAAGAUCUGCUAUCACCAUGGUGACAAUGUGGACCCAGAGGAGCGGGACUGCCCCACAACCUUCUCAGACAUCCAAGACGUUCCGAUCCUAUGCCGCUUUGUCAGGGAUCAUUUACCAGGCCUGCGGCCCGAGCCAGACAUCAUGGAGCGCUGCAUGUACACGAACACUCCCGAUGAGCACUUUCUUCUUGAUUGCCACCCAAAGUAUGACAACAUUGUCAUCGGUGCUGGAUUCUCUGGGCAUGGUUUUAAGUUGGCCCCUGUUGUGGGGAAGAUCCUCUAUGAGCUAAGCAUGAAAUUACCGCCAUCUUAUGACUUGGCACCAUUUCGAAUAAGCCGCUUCUCUACACUGAGCAAAGCCCACCUUUGACCCCAGCUGACUCCUGGGCAGGAGAGCCCUCCUGGGGAAGACUUCUAAGAGAAGAAAAUGGCCUUGACAUAUUUCUUUUCCUCCUGCUUCUAUAGAAUCUCCUGUAAACACCAAAUGAUUGCACCUCCUUCCCCAAUCAGCCUUCCGAGUCCAUCUCUUUUCUUAGCCCAGAAAGUCAGCCAGAGAUUCACCAUCACAGCACAGCGAGGAAAUUUAAGCCAGAUCUCUCAGUGGGGGAGGGGCUAGAGAUGCACUCAGGAGACUAAAGGCCUCCUUAAAUUUCUCUCUGCUGGGACAUUGGAUACAUUUGAGAUUGCUUUGACUAAAUCUGCCCAGGGGAAUGUAAAAGAGAUUAUCUUUUAUAAACCACUAGUGCCUUUGGGUUUCUUUGCCAAAAACUUGAGCCAGCUGCCAUCACCAACUCUCAUACAGUCUUACCUCUAAUAAAUAAACAUUUGCCAGAAAAAAAAGUUGCUGAAACAAACAAACAAACAAAAAACUGCAUUGCAUAAUGCCCGGGGAGGCCUUUAUUUUUCUAUAUAACUCUAUUUUUUAUCAGCUCUAAUUAUCUAAAUUAGUACCACAGGAAUCCAUGGAGUCUCCAAACCACCGAGGCACUGUGCCCUUCGCGCCUGCUGCUUUGUCUGUCCUCAUCUUCUGUCUGGACCUGUAAAGAUGUUUAGCUCCCCACUCUCUCAUUAAGGUGUAUUGUCAGGUCCUUAUGAAGACGGAACUGUUACACCGGAAAGAAAGCAAGAGACACACUUGCUUAGAAACCCCGUUCAAUGUUUGAAUGUUAAAUGUGCCAUUUUAUUAUCAUUAGGAUUGCUCCCACUUAAUGAAACAGCAUUAGCACUGAAUCGGCUGGCCUCCUUGCACUAAUUGCUAUGGAAGAGAAUGGGGCUUGUAACUACCCCUGGGUGGGUGGAGGGGUGAGGGGUGUGAACGGGGACUCAGGCAAGGUUGAUGUGCUUAGACCAGGGUUCUCAACUUUCCUGACGCUGUGACCCUUUAAUACAGUUCCUCAUGCUGUGCUCACCCCCAACCAUAAAAUUAUAUUUGUUGCUAUGUCA